AUGGAGACGUUCGCCCCUUUGACGAAAGCCGAGCGGCGCGAGCGCUUCAUGCACAAGACGCGCGCCGAAGCGGGUUACGUGUUCAAGUACCUCAUCCUGACGCAGAUCAUCGUGUACCUCGAGGCGGGCGCCAUCCCGUGCCUCCUCGACCAGCUCAGCGUGUCGCUCGACCUCGACGCGACGCAACAGGGCGCGCUGGGCGGCGUCGUGUACUUGGCGCUGAGCGCCGCGUCGCCGCUGUGCGCGUACUUCCUGCACCGCUUCAACCCGCGCGUUGUGCUGGGGGUCAGUCUGCUCUGCAACAACGUGGCCGUGCUCAUGCUCGCGCUCACGCCCACGGGCUACACGUACAGCGCCAAUAUGCUCAUCCUCGCGCGCGCCGCCGUGGGGUUCACGCAGGCGUUCCCCUGCAUCUACACGCCGCUCUGGGUCGACGAGUACGCGCCACGGGAGAAGGUGGCGGGCUGGAUGAGCUACCUCCAAGGCAGCGUCCCCAUGGGCGUCAUGCUCGGCUACUUUAUCGGCACCGUGAGCAACUGGCUCGUGCCCGAGAGCUCGCCGCACGUGCAGACGUGGCGCUGGCCGUUCCUGCUGCAGUUCCUUGCGCUGCUGCCGGUCAACAUGGCGAUCUUCCUCGUGCCCACGAAGCACCUGAUCAUCCGCAGCGACAACGACCGAGAGGCUAUUGGCAGUGGCGGCACCGAGAGCGCGAGUGUGAGCUCGUCCGACGGCUGCGACGACGAAGUGCAGUCGGUGGAGGUGGAGGUGGACCCGGUGCAGCAGACGAGUGUCCAGGACGGCGGAGACGCAGACGCUACGCGCGAAGACAAGAAGACGCACAACGCAGAUGGUACGCUACGCUGCGAGCUUGAGCCGCUCACGUACGGACGCAGCGGCUUUUCGAGCACGCGUGGGCGAGCGGCGUUUGGUCUGCACAGCUUUUUGACCGAAUCAGCAGCGGGCACUCCGAUGAGCACGAGGUCGACCACGUACCACGACGAAGAAGAUGCGUUGCUUGCCAGUGCGAGUAUGUACGGUGCGAGCAGCCAGCGCAGCUUCCGACAGCUUCUCCAGAACCAGGAACAGCAGUACCAUCUCGGGCAUUGUGAAGAGGAUGAGGCGGUCGCAUCGAUCCGCCGUACCAUGAUUCGGACGCCGGGCGCGAACGGGAGUGCGGCACUACCUGACGCGGUUGGAGAUGAACUGGAAGCUGGCGAGAGCAUUGUCAAUGCGCACCCGGCAACCUCAACGGCAGCGACCAACGAUACCGAGCCUGCAGGUGCUGACGCGCUCGUCCUGGCGGCUUCGGCUACAGUACAACAGCAGCCAUUGCCUGCGCCCGAAGGUGCUCCUGGAUCAUCAUCAUAUGGUGCCUUGGACACAGCCAUAACUCCAGCAAAGUCUGCGCAGCUAACUGUGCUGGAGGCCUCGAUCAUGGACGAUGAGUUCAUUGAAGUGUACGAGCAGGGCGCGUUUUCGGACGGCCUGCACGAGCUGUUGCGCAUCCCCGUGUUCUGUUUGAUCGUGUUCGGUCUCACGACGGUAUACUUUGUCGUCACGGGCGUGCAGUACUGGAGCACCAUCUUCAUGAUCAAGUCACUGCACGCGUCGAAGUACCUGGUGAACGCGCUCUUUGUCGUUGUGUCUGGUACAGGGCCCAUUCUCGGCGUGUUCUUUGGCGGGUGGCUCAUUGACCGAUAUGGAGGAUACAUAGGGGUGGAACAGCGCGCUAAGGCUCUGGGAAUUUGCAUGAUUCUUGGACUCACAGCCUUUUUUAUUUCGGCGGUGACGACGUUCUUCAACGACGUCUUCGUUACCUCCGGCUUCUUGUGGCUGCUGCUUUUCUUCGGCGGCUCGAUCCUGCCAGCUUGCACAGGCAUUUUCAUUUCGGUCGUGCCGACUGAACACCGCGCGCUCGCUUCGUCGCUCUCGGUGAUGGUGUUCAAUCUGUUCGGCUACUCGCUGUCGCCGUACCUCACGGGUCUGAUCAUGGAGUGGGUCAUCUCGAAGCAGGGACAACCGAAGAGCUACUUCGAGUUUUGUGACGAAGCUUGUGCGUACCGGGUUGGAUUUCGCUUCUGUCUCUGUUGGUCCGUGUGGUCCGUCUUGUGUAUCGGGUCCGCAUGGCACAUUGCCUCUCGACAGGCGGAGAACGCUCGUCUGGCGAAGAACUUCUAUAUCACGAAACGCCCGGUAGACGCAGAGUGCUAA
This is a messenger RNA of Hyaloperonospora brassicae, 2211 nucleotides long. The record is from the annotation of a GenBank genome assembly. NCBI's taxonomy places the organism in Eukaryota, Oomycota, Peronosporomycetes, Peronosporales, Peronosporaceae.